This is a messenger RNA of Homo sapiens (human), 780 nucleotides long. It is a transcript of the gene SMIM1, whose product is annotated as small integral membrane protein 1 (Vel blood group). The record is from RefSeq and is a predicted model, not a curated record. Gene Ontology annotation, cellular component: plasma membrane. NCBI's taxonomy places the organism in Eukaryota, Metazoa, Chordata, Mammalia, Primates, Hominidae. Bases 509 to 745 code for a protein of 78 amino acids. The transcript has 3 exons.
AGGCCCGGCCCCUGCGGAGCCCAGAGACGCGGGGACACAGGUGAGGCGCGCGGGGUCCGGGCUGCGGCUUCCCGGUGCGGCCGCAGUGGGCAGGUGCGACUGUGCGCGGCCUCGCUGGCUGAGAACUGGCGGGGGUGGGGGCGUGCCCUGGACUGACCCCCACCGGCCUAACCCGCGGUGCGGGGCCAGGGCCGGAACUGCCCGCCCGGCUCCUUGCCCGGCUCCUUGUGGCUGCUGGGGACCCCCGACACCAGCCACUUUCCCUUCCCGGCCCUUAGCAAGAUCGGCUUCUCCGGUCACCUUUAUUUUUUUAGGCUCGAGGCGUCUGCCGCACCUCAGCCCACGACCUGCCCCGCUGGGAGGUGCGGGCCGCUGGCCAGGCCCUGACCGCAACCUGGCCCAGAGGCCCCAGCCCUCAGGCAAGGUUCUCCGGUGAAGCCACAGCCUGGCCACCUGUCUUGAUCUCCCCACCGAGAAGGCCCCGCCCCUCCCGCUGCAGCCCCACAGCAUGCAGCCCCAGGAGAGCCACGUCCACUAUAGUAGGUGGGAGGACGGCAGCAGGGACGGAGUCAGCCUAGGGGCUGUGUCCAGCACAGAAGAGGCCUCACGCUGCCGCAGGAUCUCCCAGAGGCUGUGCACGGGCAAGCUGGGCAUCGCCAUGAAGGUGCUGGGCGGCGUGGCCCUCUUCUGGAUCAUCUUCAUCCUGGGCUACCUCACAGGCUACUAUGUGCACAAGUGCAAAUAAAUGCUGCCCCGCAUGCACGCGGGGGGCUGGCCGCA